Messenger RNA from Sardina pilchardus (European sardine), 3169 nucleotides. RefSeq names its product RAB6A, member RAS oncogene family (gene rab6a). Gene Ontology annotation, biological process: vesicle-mediated transport. Gene Ontology annotation, molecular function: GTP binding; GTPase activity. Lineage: Eukaryota; Metazoa; Chordata; Actinopteri; Clupeiformes; Clupeidae. The record is from RefSeq and is a predicted model, not a curated record. Bases 307 to 936 code for a protein of 209 amino acids. The transcript is spliced from 8 exons.
UACACCUCUCGCCUUUCAUUCCAGAGCAAGCAAUGGAUUGGAGCUGGGGAGGAAUUUCAGUCUGAGUUAGAGAAGUCCAUUCAGUCUCUCUGUGUUGGUCAUUUACUUGAGACAAGGGGGAAUAUUUUUUUCUUAUUUAGUUGGCUUGCUUAUUUUAGUUUAGUGUGAUCAUUUAUGUUGCUCUAAAGAGAGAAUAUCGGAUUCACCAACUCUUUAACACAGCUAACGGGUUAGCUGCGGGACACCGAGCAAUUUCACUAGGAGCUCCAGUUCAAAUUCAACACCCUGCCCUCAACUACUGCAGUCAUGUCUACGGCAGGAGAUUUUGGCAACCCAUUGAGGAAAUUCAAAUUGGUGUUUCUUGGCGAACAGAGUGUGGGGAAAACGUCAUUGAUCACGAGGUUCAUGUACGACAGCUUUGAUAAUACCUACCAGGCCACAAUAGGAAUCGAUUUCUUAUCGAAAACCAUGUAUCUCGAGGACAGAACAAUCAGGUUGCAGCUGUGGGACACGGCGGGGCAGGAGCGUUUCCGUAGCCUCAUUCCCAGCUACAUCCGCGACUCGGCCGCCGCCGUGGUUGUGUACGACAUCACAAAUGUCAACUCCUUCCAGCAGACCACAAAGUGGAUCGAUGAUGUCAGAACAGAGAGAGGAAGUGAUGUCAUCAUCAUGCUUGUUGGGAACAAGACAGAUCUUGCAGAUAAAAGGCAAGUAUCAAUUGAGGAGGGCGAAAGGAAAGCCAAAGAACUAAAUGUAAUGUUUAUUGAGACAAGUGCUAAAGCAGGCUACAAUGUGAAGCAGCUCUUCAGACGUGUGGCCGCUGCACUGCCUGGCAUGGAGAGCAACCAGGACAAGAGCAGAGAAGACAUGAUCGACAUUAAGCUGCCACCAGACUCACCAGAGCAGCCUGUCAGUGAAAGUGGCUGCUCAUGUUAAGCCUUGCACCACAGCCACCUUUACCAAUCUCUCUCUCUCUCUCUCUCUCUCUCUCUCUCUCUCUCUCUCUCUCUGCUCUACCUUUACUGUAUGUCCUGUUCUGUCUCUCUCUCCCGCCCCCAUUCUUUCUGCACCCCUUCCACUCUCAGAACAUGCAUUAUGUCGUUCUAUACCCCCCCCCCCCUCUCUCUCUCUCUCUCUCUGCUCUACCUUUACUGUAUGUCCUGUUCUGUCUCUCUCUCCCGCCCCCAUUCUUUCUGCACCCCUUCCACUCUCAGAACAUGCAUUAUGUCGUUCUAUACCCCCCCCCCCUCUCUCUCUCUAUCGUCUCUCUGCUUGUCUUUCGUCGUCGGGCUCAGCAUCGCUGCUUCACUAAAGCUCGCAUCAUCCUCCUCCACUCCUCAGCUGCAGUGUCAAUAUCCCUGCCUGGGAACACCAAGAGAACACUACCUGUCCAUCGUCAUUGUCGUCGUCGUCGUUGCCGUGGUUUUUUGCUGACUCACUGAGAAGACCUUAAGCUUAACAAGCACAACGUGGAUGUGAAUGGUGUUGCUUUUUCUUUUACUCUCUUCUCUAUUGUCAUGGUUUCAUGUUUUUUAUUUUUGUUAAUUUGUUGGUCUUUUUUUUCUCUUUUAUUGUCCAUCUCGCGUCCACUUCGGGGUUCGGAGAAGAAGUUGUCGUUGUUUUUGCAUAACCUUGUAAAGCACUGUAUCAUGUUUAAUUUAGUGUGUUUACCUAUGUGAACGGAUGCCCAACCAAGAUACUAUUGAGAGCACUCGUAACCGUUUAGAGGUGGCCAUGAGUUGUGUACAGGACCCACUAAGCAACUGUACCGGCCUCAGUUCAGCUGUGCUGUGUUUACCACACCGUUCUAGGAGCAAAUGUUGCGCUCACAUCACCACAGCGCAGGAUCAGUUCAGGCGUGCAGUCAGCGUGGGUGUAGUGAUGCGACUGUACUCCUCUUUCACGAAACCAUGUACAGCAAGUUUACACAAUUACACCACCAUGUGGAUCUGCGUGUCUGUCUGCAAGCAAAUGCUUUGUUCAGUUUUCACUUUAAAAAAUGAUGUCACUUUCUUCACUGGUGAAGAGUUGCAACGACACACAGUCAAAUUAGACUGCUGUUCUGCCCCUAUCUGCCAGUUACAAAAUGUUUAUAGCUGUGUACAUGGUUAAAAUUAAACACCCUGUUUGGGUCAGUACAUCAAAGUCGGAAGAGUAAGCAACUGUAAUGAGAAUUAUGUUUACAAAUGAUGGAUUUUGAUGAGUAAAAUUGACUCUCAUAUUGUAAGCCACUGUGUGGCCUACGAGGUCAUGGAUUGGUUGGCCAGACUGCCAUGGCAACAAGACGAGUACUUCCUGGUCUGAACAGUUCCCAGAAUUCUCCUCUCUUAGCUUACUUUUACCUCAGCUGCCAGGUCACUUUUCUUUUUUUUGCAGGUUCUUUCUUUCUUUCUCUCUUUCUUUUUUUUCAAUUGAGACUUUUCAUAAUUCGUACCAGAUUAAGUAAUCUAUAGAUUUUAAAAGAGUGUAGAUUUAAAAAAUGUAUGCUUCAAAAACCACAGUAGAGGUUAAUAGGGCUUCUUUUGUAUAUUGAGGGAAGUAUCAUACAUCUUUACUUAUAUCAGAUAAUAUGCAGCCAUGCCUUCUAAGUGUUCCGUUUAGGGCUUCCACUGGUCUGGUUAUAUUGUUAGCGUUGUAAAGUUUGAUUUUCAUGUUAUAUAUCGAUUCUUUAGACAGAAUUCAUUUUUUUUUCUUUUUCUUUUUUUUUAAUGAAAAUUAUUGAACAUGUUGAUCAAGUCAAUCAUGUUAUGUUAUAUUUAUUUGUACUGGAUCAUAUGUCAUACUUUUUAAUGUUAGCAACAGAUUUCUCUUUUUUUUUAAAAAAGCAAACAAACAAAACAUGUCCUGCCCCUGACUCAUUGACUAUGCUAAAUCACAUGCCACCUAACAUCCCAAGGACAGUCAAAUCUCUAAUUCAUGCCAUGAACAAACAAACAUACAGUGCAAUGUGGUGAUUUUAUGUUGUCAUAUCAAUUGGAAGAAAACUCAAGCCCAUGAUUUCUCCACCACUAUGUGUCCUCCUGUACGUUGUCAUGAUUUCUGUUUGGACGGGUUUUAACGGUCACUGCUGUGUGCUGUUGUGUGAUGCUGUGCACAAAGCCCAUGAUUUGCACUGCUAGAUAUCAUGUGUGUCUUAUUGACAUCCCUAAUAAAGAUCUGUAUUUAGUAA